UGUUUAACCGGGCCCAGGCCAAGUUAACCAUGCUUGUUGCCCAAGACAGGUCGCAUUGUUGUAUUAGUCGUAAUCUUUUCCUAAGUUAAAAAGCAUAUAAUUCCGUGAAACUUCUUGCAAGAACAGGAGGAAGAAGAGCGCUCGUGAUACCUAUGUAUAGAUAUGGCAGAAGGAAGGAAAUUGGAGAUAAAUGUACCGGCGGACAUGGAGGGAAAUUACCCAGAUUCUGUGAGUUCUUCGCCCAGAUCUAGAGAAACUGACUCUGAUUAUUUCGGCGGGUCGGCGAACCAGAGAUGGGAAGCCAUCGACCAGAGCGGCUCUUCGAUUGGUUCGUCGACUCGGGUUCGACUCAUGUGCAGCUGCGGCGGCAAAAUUCUGCCCCGCCCACAUGACAAUCAGCUCGCAUAUGUCGGCGGCGAUACACGGAUCUUGGCUGUCGAACGGAGCAUCCGAUUCGGGACCAUGAUUUCGAAGCUCUCUAAUGUGUGGGGUUCUGGGGUCUCUUUUAAAUACCAGUUGCCCAAUGAAGAUCUGGAUUCCCUGAUUUCUGUCACGAAUGACGAGGAUCUCGACAACAUGAUGGCGGAGUACGACAGGCUGCAGAAGUCUGGGUAUAAAUUCUCCAGGCUGAGGCUCUUUGUGUUUACCAAGAGGGCUGAAGGAUCGACCUCCAGUUUGGGGUCUGUGUUGGAGGAAUCCCGGCGGGAGCAGUGGUUUGUGGAGGCGCUCAAUAAUCCGCCUGUGAAUCAGGGGAUUAGCAACAGAUCGGAUGUUGGGUCCGGGUCUGAUGCCUCGGCAUGGGUCAAUCACAUGCCGGAUUACUUGUUUGGGCUGGAGAAUAAUAGUUCUGGGGCUCAGAACAAUGGUGGGGUGGAGGAAGAUCGGAUGAUGUUGCCUCGCCCGAAUUCCUUCGACUCUGAUGCCUCUGGUUCGAAUCGCCCGGGCCUCAAUUCGGGCGCGAGAGUCGAUGCCCCAAUUGGGGCAAGCCCAAAUCCAGUGAUGCCCGAUCAAUCUGAAAAGGGUACUCAGGGUACCCGGAAUUCGAAUUCAGCCCCAAUUCAAGAGAUCGGGAUUCCUGCCCCUCAGAAGCCCAAUCUUCAGCCAGAUGAAAUGAUUACACAGCGCCCACCUGCCCCAAUGCCUCAGCAAGUUCCGCUUCAAGAGUUUCAGAACCUGCAGUUAAAACACCAGCAACAGGAGAACCAGUUGAAGCAGCAGGAGCACCAGUUGAAGCAGCAGGAGCACCAGAUUAAGCAGCAGCAUCAGCAGGAGCAGCGGCAGGAGCAGCGGCAGCAGCAGCAGGAGCACCAGAUUAAGUAUCAGCAUCAGCAGGAGCAGCGGCAGGACCAGCGGCAGCAGCAGCAGGAGCAGCGGCAGGAGCACCAGGAGCACCAGUUGAAGCACCAGGAGCACCAGAUUAAGCAGCAGCAUCAGCAGGACCAGCGGCAGGAGCAGCAGGAGCAGCGGCAAGAGCAGCGGCACGAGCAGCAGGAGCAGCGGCACGAGCAGCAGGAGCAGCGGCAGCAGCAGCAGGAGCAGGAAGCGAUGCAGGAAACGUUUAUGAAACUGCCGGGUAGGAAAAUUUUCCCCGACCCGACCAGAGCCAUGAAUUUAUCAGGCCCUGGGCAGGAAGUUUACAUGCAACAGCCCUCACAGCCAGAUUAUUACAGGCAGGAUCAACAGCAGCAGCAGCAGCAGCAGCAGCCACCGGUCACAUACUGGCAAAUGCAUGAUCAAGGUGGGAAUAGCAGCCAAUACCCAGUUUACCUGGUUCCCACCGGGUCGAACAUGAUGCAGACCAUGACCGGCGUUCGCCCGACUCCUGGUUACUACAACCCGGCGCAGCGGGUUACCGCGGCGCCGUCAGUCUACGACGCGCCUGGGCUCGUGACAACGGUAAGAGCCACGGUGCCACGUCAGCAGAUUGGGGGCGUUUCGGAGGCGGUGGAUCCGUACAGAGAGGUGGCGGCGCAGCAAAGUGUUAUGCCUUUACAGGCGCCGCCGGUCUCCAAGGUCCCGGCGAUGUACGGAGGCCCAAUGCAGGUGACGGUUCCCGGCGAUGUAAGGAUGAUGUACCGAGCCCCUGCGCCGGUUAAUUCGAUGCCGAUUGCGCACCCGGAGUCGUACGCUUACCCGCCACAGCAGGUCGUUUAUGACCCCAAUUUGAAUGCCACCCGCCAGGUGUAUUACACGCAGGCCGUCAAUACUCAGUAUCAUCAGCCCAUGGGACCGAUCGCUUCGGAUAUUAAUGUGGCGGCUUCGACCUUGGAUAUGUCGGCGGCGGCGCCCGAGCAGCAGGCGAAAUUGGUGAGAGUUACUCAGGCGACGUCUUGAUCAUCGUACGGGCGUAUUAAGAUUGGCGUAUGUAGAUUAUUUUUCGUUUAUAAGGUUAUUAAGCGUUUUCAAUCAGGUCAUAUAAACUGUGUUUUGCUUCUGAAACUGAAUUUCAAUACGGAACUGAUUGUAAUUGGAUUUUACAUUAAUAUAAAUUUAUUCUGGUUAUUACA
Molecule: messenger RNA, 2507 nt
Organism: Cryptomeria japonica (Japanese cedar)
Lineage: Eukaryota; Viridiplantae; Streptophyta; Pinopsida; Cupressales; Cupressaceae
Exons: 1
Coding region: 163-2334 (723 amino acids)
Molecular function (GO): protein binding
Source: RefSeq, a predicted model, not a curated record